This is a messenger RNA of Hemicordylus capensis (graceful crag lizard), 1617 nucleotides long. RefSeq names its product galactose-3-O-sulfotransferase 2-like. Gene Ontology annotation, cellular component: membrane. Lineage: Eukaryota; Metazoa; Chordata; Lepidosauria; Squamata; Cordylidae. The record is from RefSeq and is a predicted model, not a curated record. The transcript is spliced from 2 exons. Gene Ontology annotation, molecular function: galactosylceramide sulfotransferase activity. The coding region runs from base 1 to 1617 and encodes 538 amino acids. Gene Ontology annotation, biological process: glycolipid biosynthetic process.
AUGAAACUGAGCAAAGCAUUCAACAAAACCAAACUUCUGAAUGCCGGUUUGAGCAGUGAAGAAGAAUUCUCACAGAAACAUUCUGUAGAGGGUUCUGAGGAGACAUGGGUUCUACAUGCAACAAAAAGACUGAAAGAUCUGAAGCACAGUACCAAAAUGUUUCCUGAAGGCGAGCAGGCAAUCUCAACAAAGGCUGGAACUUACCUGGUCAGUGUGACUGAAUCUGCAACAAGGAUUGCUCCAUAUGACCAGACCUCAGGUGAUAAAGCCCCUUUGCAGAGACCAACUGAAACAUGGCCUUCUCCCAUCCUCAAGAAAAGCAGCUCUUCCAAUGGUAAAAAGAUGACUACAUCACAGACCUUUGAUGCCCUAAAUGACAAAAGAGCAACUGAGGUUGCAUCAACAGAGAUGGAUGAUGGCAGGCCACCCCCACCAGAAAAACUGGUUCUUCCAGAUGUUCAAAGGACAGCUGGAACAAGCCUCUCUCGCCUCUCCCAAGGUGCCACAUGCAAGCCCAAGACCUACAUUGUUUUCCUGAAAGUGCACAAGAGCGCCAGCAGCACUGUCAUGAACAUCUUGUUCCGCUUUGGUGAGACUCGUAACCUCACCUUUGCCUUGCCGGUCAAUGGUGCCAGUCAGUUAUACUAUCCCUAUUAUUUCACAGCAGCGGCUGUGGAAGGAUUUUCUCCGAGCAAAGCAUCCCAGUUUAACAUUGUGUGUCAUCAUAUGAGGUUCUUUAAGCCAGAGGUUGCCAGAGUCAUGCCAAACACUACCUUCUACUUUUCCAUUCUCCGGAAUCCUGUUCAUCUCAUGGAAUCUUCAUUUACCUAUUACAAAGGAGCAUCCUCAUUCACCAAAGCCAGGAGCCUGGAGCAAUUUCUCAACUACACUUCUUGGUUUUACAAUGCCUCAGCUACAGACAGCCAUUAUUCCAAAAACCUAAUGACAUUUGACUUUGGGUACAACCACAAUGGGAACUUCUCAGCAAAGCAGGUCCAAUUCAUGCUGCGAGCAAUUGAGUCCGAAUUUGAUCUUCUCCUGAUCUCAGAGUACUUUGAUGAGUCCAUGGUGCUACUGAAGAAAGUCUUGUGUUGGGAUCUGGAUGAUGUGGUUGCCUUCCCUCUUAACAGCAGGCACAAUAGCACCAAGACUCCCCUGUCAGAAAGUACUAUAGAGAAGAUAAAGUUCUGGAACAAACUUGACUGGGAAAUCUACAUGCAUUUCAAUAAGACUUUCUGGGAAAAGAUAGACUGGCACAUUGGCAGGGAGCACUUGCAGGGGGAAGUGAGGGCGCUGCAGCAGAAACGGGAGCAGCUGGCAAGGAGUUGCCUUCAGGGAGGUGGCAGUGUAGCCCCAAAUAUGAUCAUAGACCCAGCAAUAGCACCAUUGCAGUAUGGCAGUGCAAGGAUUCUGGGCUAUAACUUGAAGCCUGGGUUAGACAAGCCAAGGAGGAAGAUGUGCCAGCGCUUGGUGACACCUGAACUUCAGUACAGCAGGCUCCUGUAUAGACAACAGUUCCCCAAGAAAGCGUUGUUGUUCAGCAAGACAGCUCACUUACCAAAACAAUACCACCGCAGAACAGUUUUAAGAAGAAAUAUGCGCGAUACAUUUGUUUGA